UAGCGACGGCUCGCCGAAAUCUUCACACAAAUUAGUUGCACGGGCUUUUCCUUCACAAUGCUUCCCUUUUUCUUUCUGAUGGGCGGUUUCCCUUUAAUUUGAUUAACAUAUUCUGCUUGCACUCCGGAGCUCGAGAGGAGAGUGUCGGCUCUCACUCUUCUUUUUCUUUUUGGAACAAAGUUCCCCUCGCUUUUCUCAAAGCGGCCUUUCCACAUCCCCCUUCCCCACCGAUCUCCAUUUUGUGUUGCAGGAGAAAAGGGGAAGGAUUUCACUGAGAAUGUCUUUCUCUGAAUCCCUUCCAAGAGAUCAUACCACUUAGUCUCAUUCAGCUUCCAUCUUAGCUGCUCCAGUUAGUCUGAUGGUCAUCGCUACUGUGGAGGCCAGGUGAGGGAAAGAGAGGUGGUGGUCUGUGUGGCUUCUCUUUUCCAAAUCAUUCUUCUUGCAUAAAACCCUACAGUCCUAGCUUAUAUCUCCAUCACAGCCACUUUGAUAGUGAUUGCUAUCACUUAGGUUGAGAGAGAGAGAGAGAGAGAGAGAGAGAGAGAGAGAGAGAUGGUUUUUAGCUACUACUGACGGGUGUAGGUAAAACAGAACUGGUAGGGUAGGGAAGAAUGGCAGAGAAAGUAGAGGGACACCAAACUCUGUUCCUUCUCUUGUUGUUGGUGAGCAACUGCUUAGUGGUGGCUCAAUGUGCGAUUGGUGUCAAUUGGGGGCUCAUGUCUUCCCACAAGAUGCCCCCUUCCAUUGUUGUGAAACUGCUGAAGGAUAAUGGGGUCGGCAAGGUGAAGCUGUUCGAAGCCGACGGAAGAGUCCUUGAGGCGUUAAUGGGCAGCGGGAUCGAGGUGAUGGUAGGCAUCCCGAAUGAGUUGUUGGGGGCAUUGAGUUCUUCUUCGGCUGCUGCUGAUUUGUGGGUUCAUCAAAACUUGUCGAGAUAUGUGGUGAAGGGCGGCGUUGAUAUCAGGUACGUUGCAGUUGGCAACGAACCCUUCCUGUCAAGUUAUGGGAACCAAUAUCAGUCCCUUGUUCUACCUGCUCUACAAAAUAUACAACAAUCUCUGGUCAAAGCAAACCUCGCAGGAUUUGUAAAACCAGUGGUGCCCUGCAAUUCAGAUGCAUAUCAGUCUUCACUGCCAUCGCAGGGAUCAUUCCGACCUGACUUAACUCAAAUUAUGACUCAGCUUGUCUCUUUUCUAAGCUCAGUCGGCUCUCCUUUUGUGGUCAACAUCUAUCCUUUCUUGAGCCUCUAUGACAGCUCGGACUUCCCACAGGAGUAUGCAUUUUUUGAAGGCACCAAUCAUCCCCUUGUAGACGGUCAAAAUAUGUACUACAAUGCGUUCGAUGGAAAUUUUGAUACCUUGGUUGCAGCUCUUGACAAGAUUGGUUAUGGUCAGAUGCCGAUCGUUGUAGGCGAGGUUGGAUGGCCCACUGAUGGGGCUCUCAGUGCGAACCUUAGUGCUGCUAGAGCCUUCAACCAAGGUCUUAUCAAUCAUGUUCUGAGUAACAAAGGGACCCCUUUGAGACCAGGUGCUCCUCCCAUGGACAUUUAUCUGUUUAGUCUUCUUGAUGAAGAACAGAAGUCUAUUAUGCCUGGCAACUUUGAAAGGCAUUGGGGAAUCUUUUCUUUUGAUGGUCAGGCCAAGUAUCCGCUCAAUCUCGGAUCAGGUAAAGGGCUUCUGCGAGGUGCAAAAGAUGUCCAGUACUUACCUUCAAGGUGGUGCAUCGCAGACCCAUCCAGGGGCUUGGACAGCGUCUCUAACCACAUGCAAUUAGCAUGCAGUUUGGCUGACUGCACGACUCUCUUCUAUGGAGGUUCCUGCAACUCUAUCGGCGAUGCUGGCAACGCCUCCUACGCCUUCAACAGUUACUAUCAGUUGAGGAAACAGGACCCUGAAAGCUGCAGCUUUGGUGGCUAUGGUAUGAUCACAUUUCUUGAUCCUUCAAUUGGGGACUGUCGAUUUCUGGUUGGCGUCAGCGAUAGUUCUGGUUGUGGAAUUUCCUUCCCCCAUAGGACUUGGAUGACCACUUUCUUGGGUUUUGUUGUUGUAACCAUCUUGUUUUUCUUAUAAUUUGUAGUUUUCUUGUAAUGUUGGAGAAUGGAUACAACUGGGUGCUUCUGUAUUGUUGUCGUGCCCAUUAUUACCCUUGCAUUAGGAGAUCAGUAUAUUCUAGGAUUUUUGAUGGACCAAAGAGUCAGUAACCAAUUCCUAUAAAAUGAAGUUACUUCAUUUGUGCUUGAUUUUGAAA
Molecule: messenger RNA, 2244 nt
Organism: Nymphaea colorata (pocket water lily)
Lineage: Eukaryota; Viridiplantae; Streptophyta; Magnoliopsida; Nymphaeales; Nymphaeaceae
Product: glucan endo-1,3-beta-glucosidase 5
Exons: 2
Coding region: 612-2066 (484 amino acids)
Biological process (GO): carbohydrate metabolic process
Cellular component (GO): plasma membrane
Molecular function (GO): hydrolase activity, hydrolyzing O-glycosyl compounds
Source: RefSeq, a predicted model, not a curated record